AUGUCGAAUUCUACUAAAACGCGCGAUUCCGCUCUCAAUGCCAUUAAACGGUAUAUGGCAAAAAGUAUUGAUGAGGCAUUCACUAUGGAUGCAGAAAAUAUUGCAAGCUACCUUCAGUUAUUGAGUGAACAGUGGGUUCGUUUUAACGUUGCUCAAGACGCUGUAGAAAUUACUUGUGGUGCCGAUGUUAUUGAAAUUGAAGAAAAUGUGCGUAUCCAAGCCGAAACUUGGUACUCUACAGCUUCAGAUAACUUUAGCCGCGUGAAAAAUUGUCGUACUAAAUUGCAAGAUAGCUCCACAAAGGCAUCUUUGUCCACGGUUAUACGUUUACCGAAAAUGGAGUUGCCCACGUUAUCCGGUGACUCUACAGAAUGGAUUGGUUUUUUCGACGCGUUUUCCUCGUUAGUCGAUAGUAACUCUGCUUUAUCAUAUGGACAAAAGUUGCACUAUCUGCGAAGCUGCUUGAAAGGUGACGCGUUGAAAAUUAUCAGUGGUUUUAAAAUAUGUGACGCAAAUUACGUUGAAGCUUGGGGUCUAUUAACAUCGCGGUAUAAGGUUAUUCGUGUAAUUGUCGAAUCUCAUCUUCGCGCGUUGGCUGAAAUUAAAAGGGCUACGCAUGACAAUGCUGACACAAUCAAAGGUGUGAUUGAUGCGUUCCAACAGCAUAAUCGCGAGCUUAAAGCGUUGGGUCGUCUAAUGGAUUUUUGGGAUAAUUGGUUGUGUCUAAAAUACAACCCUAAAACUGCUCAGAAGGAAUCUGCCUCCGCGCUGAGGAGUCUGCUUGACGGCGUAACAUCAUCGAUACGGGCGUUACAACAUCUUGGACGUCCCGUUGAGCAAUGGGACGAUUGGCUGAUUUUUACUACCAUUCAUAAAUUAGAUCCCAUUACUCGAAAGGCAUGGGAGCUUUCCCUUAAAUCAAACGACAGCGUUCCGACAUUCAGGGAGCUAGAAGAGUUCCUUGCCAGCCGAACUCAGUCCCUAGAGAUAGUCCAGAGCUUCACUGAAGAUAAACCUCAUCCCUCUAGUAAAAGGGUUAACAACUUGCACGGUGUGUCUGGAUAUCAUACUACCUCAAACCGGUGCUCUAGCUGUUCCGGUAAACACUUCAUUAUGUUCUGUGGGGAUUUUCUCAAAUUGUCGCCUAAUGAACGAUACCAAUGUAUACUGAAGCGUAAGUUAUGCAUUAAUUGCCUCAGAGGCGGGCAUCAACAAUCCUGUUGUACUUCUGCUCGACGGUGUUAUACCUGUAAUGCCAAACAUCACACAAUGCUUCACGAAUAUUUUGCUUCAACCACGGCUAAUAGCAGUACGAAUCCUGUGUCAUUGCAUCAUGUACGUCAAUCAAAUCAUAAAUUUUCGAUUCCUCAAGUGAUACUUGGUACAGCAUUGGUUGAAGUGCGAUCUGAAUGUGGUCAUGUAAUUGUAUUGCGGGCUUUACUCGACAGUGGUGCAGAGGCAACAUUCAUAAGCGAAUAUGCAGUGAACUCACUCUGCUUACCUAAAUCAAAUGUUAAAGUGUCUAUUAAUGGUGCUAAUGGUAGUAGAGUCGCAACUGCCAAAGGACUAGUUACUUUCACACUACAUUCGCUCAAGAAUCUAGAUCUAGCAGAUCCUAAGCUUACUAUUCCUAAAUCCAUUGACAUAAUUCUCAACGGCGAAAAUUACGCCGCUGUGUUACUAAGCGGUACACGUCGCAGCUGUCAUAACAAUCUGGUCGCUCAAAACACACAGCUGGAGGAGUUAAAUUCGGCGACUAGCCUGACUGAAGAGGAGCGUUUCGUCGAAGAGUAUUUUCAAAACACAACAUGUCGACGGAAGGAUGGGCGUUACAUAGUACGCCUGCCUAUUAAACGUGACGUUGACUUGAAACAACUCAUCACUACCCAAUGUGAUGCAGUUGCCCUGCAUGGAAACUUGCAAAGGCGCCUAUCUCGAGAUGCAUCUAUGCGAACUAUGUAUACAGAUUUUAUGUAUGAGUAUUUGUCGCUGAAGCAUAUGCAACUCAUCACUGGUAACAUAAACUGCUUAUCACCUGUUUGUUUUCUGCCACACCAUGGGGUUUUGAAGGCUUCGAGUACAACAACGAAACUACGCGUCGUAUUCAAUGCUUCGAAGAAAUGCAGCUCGGGUAAAUCGCUAAAUGAUUGUUUAUAUCCUGGUCCUAAGUUGCAGAACGACCUAACAGCGGUUGUGAUGAACUGGCGCCGAUAUCAGAUCGCUCUCACAGGCGAUAUCACUAAGAUGUAUCGGCAAAUCUUGGUUGAUGAACGAGAUGUAGAUCUGCAGCGUAUCGUAUGGUGUCCAACGAAGCAUGAGCAUCCAUCGCAUUAUCGAUUAAAUACCGUUACGUAUGGCACCAGCUGUGCGCCUUACCUCGCGAUCAAAGUGCUGCACACUUUGGCAUCAGACGAAAAAUGCAAUUUCCCAGAAGCCACUCAGAUACUACUCCAUGAAUUCUACGUUGAUGAUGUUUUGACAGGUGCUGACAACGUUGCCGAUGCGUGCAGACGCCGAAGCGAGCUGCAGACUUUACUUCAAGCAAGAGGGUUCACUUUAUGUAAGUGGAAUUCUAACUCAACCGAAAUUUUGCAAACAAUUGACCCAAAUCAUCUCGAAUUUAAAACUUCACAUGAAUUUCAAAUGGACCAGCAGUCCAAUACAUUGGGUCUAGUAUGGACCCCCAAAUCUGAUUGUCUGACUUUUACGUUAAAGCUCGAUUAUACUAUUGCUACCUUCACGAAACGUCAAUUAUUAUCUGAUAUUGCUAAACUAUUUGAUCCACUAGGGUUUUAA
Messenger RNA from Anastrepha obliqua, 2796 nucleotides. RefSeq lists its product as uncharacterized. Bases 1 to 2796 code for a protein of 931 amino acids. The transcript has 4 exons. Gene Ontology annotation, molecular function: aspartic-type endopeptidase activity. NCBI's taxonomy places the organism in Eukaryota, Metazoa, Arthropoda, Insecta, Diptera, Tephritidae. The record is from RefSeq and is a predicted model, not a curated record. Gene Ontology annotation, biological process: proteolysis.